AUGUUUGAAGUGCCGGAUGCGAAGCGGGUUCGCCGCGAUGAGCUGGAGUCGCCCAUAUCGUCUAGACAAUCCUCGCCCGACCCCGAUCUCGAAGAGCUGCUGCGAUCCAAGAUAAACUCCGAGUUUACCUAUACCACGACCGAAGAUGAUGUCCACGACAUCGCGCAAAGCGACCAAGACGAGACGGAGCUGCGGCUCUUCGCUGCGCCCGCAAACGCUGCUCCACAAUCGCUGAAGAUUAGAAUUUCAUCGCCAGGCGCCGAUAGCGGAGAACCAGGACUGAUUCUGAAGAAGCCACGGAGCUAUUAUUUCGCCGACGAGCCCACAAGCGAGGAGGAAGACGCCUUCAGAGCGGCCGCCAUCGAGGGAAGGAGCGUCCUGGAGCUGUCGCGGCAGCCAUGGCCCGGUUGCGCCCUGCCAUGGAAGGUGCGCACCAUAUCGCCGGCCGGCAUGAGCAAGGAGGUCCUGGUCGGUCACCCUCCUAUGCUCGUCACGGUUGAGGAUAAGGCGCACAAGCGCACAAGAAAGGGCAAGAAGUCACGCAUAGCGAUACGGAAGAAGCUCCAGGCGGUAAAAGAGAAGCAGAGUGAGGCAGCACGUCUUGCGCAAGAGAAGGAAGAAGCCAAGCGUGAGAAGAACACUCGGAGAAAUCGAGAGAAGAAGCUCAAGAAGAAGGCGAAGGAGCAAGCGAAGAAGGCAGCUGAUGGAGCCACAGACGGGGCAGCAGAGACUAUGGAUGGUGUGGUGGAAGACACUGUGACCGAGACUCAACCUGUUGCUGAUCAGUCGAUAUGA
This is a messenger RNA of Alternaria ethzedia, 795 nucleotides long. RefSeq lists its product as uncharacterized. The coding region runs from base 1 to 795 and encodes 264 amino acids. The record is from RefSeq and is a predicted model, not a curated record. NCBI's taxonomy places the organism in Eukaryota, Fungi, Ascomycota, Dothideomycetes, Pleosporales, Pleosporaceae. The transcript is spliced from 2 exons.